AUGGCAUCAACGGCUAAUAUCAGCGUUGAUGUGGUGGAGAACGCUACAGAGGGCAAGCCGACAAUGUUCUCCAUGCUCAAGGACACCCAUAAAGAGCUUAAGAAGAUCGACCUGCAACGUGAGUCUCUGAAAGACGAGAUCGCCAAUCUCUAUGACGCGAUCAGCCGAGCGCAAUCUACAUACUGGAUAAACCAAUCCAAGGCUUUCGAGACCUUUGUCGCAGAGGGUGGCGUGAACAACUUCGAACAGUGGCGCAGCAAAUUCGCUAGGCAGGAGUCAGCUGAGGCCAAGAAGGUUGCCGAGAAUCAAGCCGAGCUUCGCUCGCAAAUUGCUCAUCACCACAACUCGAUAGCACAGCUUGAUGGAGAGUAUUGGGCCAAGUGGCACGCCUGCAUGCACUACAUAGCAGAGGUACCUGCCAAGAAGCCUUCACCGCAGCAUCUAGAGCCUGCGGAAGUGCCGGGUUUAUCGGUGUCUCAGCACCAGAGCUCAACUGUGGUCGCUACUGCGGCCUCAUCACCACCAAGAUCUGGACCGUCUCGCAUAGCCACUUCACCUGGAGCUCCGCCGAUACCUUAUCAGUCCCAACACCAUAGCAAGACGAUCAGCGAGACUCAGGAACAGCCAGAUCAGCAAUAUUCGAGCCGCGCCUCGCGUGCAUUCUCGGGCGUGAUGGACGUGACACCAGGCCAAGUCUACCAAGCAUACUACCAGCAUCCCUCAUCAGUUGAAAGAGGCUGGUAUAUGGCACUUGCUCUACCUUUUCAAGGUGAUGCCUGGGCCAAGGACAUCAAUCUGGAUUUCGCAAUGGAUAUGAUGGAUCUCCAAGACGGCUUCCCAGAUUGUUAUGUUCCUCAAGUCGAGAAGAUCUAUCACACAGGUGCAAACGGCAUUGUCACAACUACAGAGGCCAUCUCGAGUCUCAAGGGCUGGGCACCAGGUUACGAGGAUGGAGGACCGCGCGUCAAGGAGCGUCGUUUCCUCUUUCUCUUCUUUGAUGACCGAAAGCCUGCAAAGCUCAGGAUCCCAGCGAAGCCAGGACAGAAGAUGACAUUCACGAAAUCGGCCUUGUCGAACAUGCCCAUCGAUUGGGUUGCUGCAAGUGACCUACGCCCGGCAGAUAUCAAGGUAGAGGGGUCGGUUCGGGGUCGGAAGACUGCGGAGAAGUUCAAGAAGAUGAUGGAGUCCCUUGCCAGCUUGGAGAAGGGCGUUGAGGGAGGCAUGGCUUGCGACGCGUCUAGGCUCUCGGCCGAUACAUCCAUCUUCUCCCACGACGAUCUAUCCCGCAGCUUAUCUAGACCACCAGCGCAUGAGGAUGGCCAAACGGAUGAGAGAAAAGCCGACCUCAAGAAGAGUGCCACGGAAGCUAUCAAGAUGAGCCAUAUCGUUCAGGACGACUUGGCUAAUUCCACCCGAUUCGCACAUGAAGCGAACACAAUGGAUAUUGAUGAGGACUACGCCAGCACAUCCAGCACACACCACAACCAGGCAGUAAAAGACGACCCGAACAAGUUUGAUGAGGGAGUAGGUAUGGACUAUGAUCUCAUGGACUAUGACCUCGAGGGCGCGAAAGUCUCGUCUCAGCUGCCUCCUCUCCGAGGACCGUCGCUCGGCGGACCGUCUCACGAACGCUUGCCCAGCUUCAGCGAGAUCUUCGGGGCUAGGCCAUUGUUACUUUCACAGCGAUCACCGACCUUGUCGAACUCGGCCGGAUCAUUUCACCACGAAGAGCGCUUUGCCUCGAUAGAUUCGGGAUGGCACUCUCAAGGUGGCGGAUCAAGUGCCAGUGAUGAGCCUCGGAUUUUCGGUGGUCAUGGGUCGUUUCGCUUGGGAAUGGAGCCAUGACAUCAAAGGGGGGCUUUGUAGAACGACACAAAGAAUGGCCCAUUAUCAUCAGGCGAUACUUGGCAUAAUCAUCGCUGUAUACCUAACUUGGAGCUCCUUCUGCACAGGGACAAAGCCCAGGAGCCUGGUCUGGCGAUGGUGAACUGCAUUGCGAAUUGUGUGGAGGAUGGCAGAGAGCUGAGACUGAGUAUGAAAAUUGGAGAAAAGGAGGCCCAAGAACAAGCUCGCCAAGCAUUCUCAUGCCACUUUCACGACAUAAAGACGUGCAAAGAGACAACGGCGAGGCAGACCACUACCGGAAUCACGGCCCGAGGAGCAGUCAAGCUCGGAUCGGCUUUAGAGAGGCAGACGCCACACGCUGCAAGUGUGUUCCCCUUUCUGGGCUUGGUGGCUCUCCACACACAUGGAGAGGGGGGAAUAAUAGCUUUGCCAGGGGUUCUGGGUAGAUCGGAAGAAACCUGGGGAAAAGAGGGGAGUCAGGGGAGUCAGGGGAGUCUACAGCGCCCAAGCGCAGUUACAACAGUACUUGCAUCUAUAUUGAAUAUAGCGGUUUACUUCCC
Molecule: messenger RNA, 2405 nt
Organism: Cryphonectria parasitica EP155
Lineage: Eukaryota; Fungi; Ascomycota; Sordariomycetes; Diaporthales; Cryphonectriaceae
Exons: 2
Coding region: 1-1845 (614 amino acids)
Molecular function (GO): protein binding
Source: RefSeq, a predicted model, not a curated record